Limanda limanda (common dab) is the source of this 1839-nucleotide messenger RNA. RefSeq names its product acidic (leucine-rich) nuclear phosphoprotein 32 family, member E (gene anp32e). The transcript is spliced from 7 exons. Gene Ontology annotation, biological process: regulation of apoptotic process. Gene Ontology annotation, molecular function: phosphatase inhibitor activity; histone binding. Bases 111 to 860 code for a protein of 249 amino acids. The record is from RefSeq and is a predicted model, not a curated record. Gene Ontology annotation, cellular component: nucleus. Lineage: Eukaryota; Metazoa; Chordata; Actinopteri; Pleuronectiformes; Pleuronectidae.
UAUCAUGGAGGAUCAGUAGCGACUCAGUCCGUCAGAGGAUCCGAGCACCGGGACCGUUACCGAGCACCGGGACCGUUCCUCCGCCACCGAGCCCUCGACGCACCGGCAGUAUGGACAUGAAGAAGCGGGUCAGCCUGGAGCUGCGGAGCCGGAACCCGGCGGAGAUAGCGGAGCUGGUGGUGGACAACAGCCGGUCUGGGGACGGCGAGGUGGACGGUCUCUCGGAGGACUUCCAGCAGCUGGAGUUCCUCAGCAUGGUGAACGUGGGUCUGAGCUCGUUGAGUAAACUGCCGGCGCUGCCCAAGCUGAGGAAGCUCGAGUUGAGCGACAACAACUUGUCGGGUUCUUUGGAAACUUUGUCGGAAAAAUGUCCAAAUCUGAUUUACCUGAAUCUGAGUGGGAACAAGAUCAAAGAGCUGAGCACCGUGGAGGCGCUGCAGAGCCUGAAGAGCCUGGUGAGCCUGGACCUGUUUAACUGUGAGAUCACGUCCCUGGAGGACUACCGGGACAGCGUCUUCUCGCUGCUGCCGCAGGUCACCUUCCUGGACGGCUUCGACCACGAGGACAACGAGGCGCCGGACUCCGAGGCCGAGGACGAAGACGAGGACGGCGAGGAGGGGGCGGGGCCGACUGGUGACUAUGACGAUGAGGAUGAUGAAGAAGAGGAUGAGGACGGCUCAGAGGGAGGAGAGGUGGGGCGGAGCCUCCUGGCGCCCAGGGGAGAUCAGGAGGAUGAGGAAGACUCUGCAGAGGAAGAGGAGGAAGAAGAGGUCCAGGCCGGCCUCCAGGGACAGAAGAGGAAGAGAGACGUGGACGAUGAAGACGAGGAAGACGAGGAUGACGACGACGAAGACGACUAGACCUUCGAUCGGCUCGUGGUCGUCCUCCGGACCCGACCCCCGCCAGACAGCAAUCACCGUAACCACGGCAACAACAGCAACAGGAACGCUGAUCUGAAAUAGUCUCUUUCAGUUUGAAGUAGAAAAUCACGUCUUUGUUUUUAGAUAAAAUUCAAAUAUUUGAUCAGAACUUUACCGGAAGGUUCUGAGCUGAAGACACAAGUCCCUUUAGAACCGGUUCAGGGUCAAAGCGUCUGUCCCGUAAGUCCGUCUCCCGACCCUGACCUCUGACCCUGUCCCUGACCUCUGUCCCUGACCUCUGACCUCUGUCCCUGACCCCUGACCUCUGACCCCGUCCCUGACCUCUGUCCCUGCCCUCUGACCCCGUCCCUGACCUCUGUCCCUGACCUCUGACCUCUGUCCCUGACCUCUGUCCCUGUCCCUGACCUCUGUCCCUGCCCUCUGACCCCGUCCCUGACCUCUGACCUCUGUCCCUGACCUCUGACCUCUGUCUCUGACCUCUGUUCGUAGCUUUUGUAAUGAGCAGCUCUUCCAGUCCAGACUACAGGACGUGUUCCAGCCCCUGAGCCCGUCUGAAGCAUCUGGUUACCGUAGUUACCAAAUGGCAGUUUGUCAUGUACACUCUAGAGCUGCAGAUGUUUUGUGGUAGAUCCGCCUCCUGGUCCAGAUGUUUCCACAGCAGCUGCAGCGACCUCCACAGAGGCAUGUUGUCACUGUGCAGCAGGAGCUCCACACUGCCCCCGGUGGUUCAGGUUGCAUCUUCAGGACAGAUACCUGCUCUCAUGGACAGUUCCUCCUCCUUUAGAUCAUCGCCAUGACGACGUCCUGGGACACAAAGGGUUGAAAGUCUUGUAGUCUGAACUGGACUCGCUUUGAACAUCUGAGCAGAUCCGGCUUCUCGUAUCAGGAGCUUCUUCUUCACGGGUUUUUACAGAUUCAUCUUCAUCACAUCGUUCUUCUGAGCCUCAGACCAACAUCU